CUAACCUGCUGCUGCUGCUGGAGUCAAGGAGCUACAAAUAAACAGCGAUAAGGCGCUACGACCUGUCUUAGGGAAACCAGGACUGUCCCAGUAAAAGCGGGACUGCUUUGCGAUCUUAGAAAGAUAUGGAUCGCUAUGGCAAUCUCUCUGAUGAUGGUGAAGUUGACCAUUCCUUUUUCGACAGCGAUGUUGAUGAGAGUGCAAAUAAAGUCGGUGUCGCCUCUGUAGGUUCAAACAAGCAAGAAAAUAUAAACACAAAUGUAAAUAAAGAUGUCAAUAAAAUUUCAUUUGAAAAUAAGCAAAAUGUUAUGUCUGGAGAGAAAGGGAGGAAUCAUGUGUAUGAGGAAAAGAUUGCCAAACCAUCAAGUCCAUCAACAGCAGCUGUUGCUCCCAGACCUGAUAGUGCACUUAAGUCUGGUAGGACCUCUGCACAAAGUUUAAGGAUAGAAGCCACCAUCCCAACUGGUAUUCCCCAAAUAAGGCGGGAGUUUGAAGACAAUUAUUACCCAGAUGAGGAAGACAGUAGCGAAGACGAAUGUCACAAUUCAAGACCCAAAACUGCAAAACAAACAAAUAUUGGAAAGAAAAGCACUGGAAAAUCAAACAGAGACUUUGUUUCUACCAUAUCUAGUUCAGAUACAGAGUAUUCAGACACUGGCUCCGAUGAUGGUGCAUCAAAAUCAUCAUAUCAGUCUUCAAAAGGAUCAUUAAUGCGAUCUCCUGAAAGGAAGCCUUCUCGCUCAUCAAUGAGAGAAUUAAGGCACUAUGCUGAGGAGUCAGAAGACACUGUUACCGAUGUAACACCACUUUCUACACCAGAUAUCAGUCCUAUUCAGUCAUUUGACCUUGCUGCUACCAGUGAAGUACUCAAAAGUACAUUUAAACGACAAGAGAACAUCAGUCAAGAAAUAUAUGAUCCAGAUAAUGACUUAAGAAUUAACCAGAAGGCUGUUCAAGAUGCAGUGGACCUUAAUCAACUUCUUAAAGCAUUCAUGCACCUGGAUAAAAAGGAGCCCAGUUCAGUACAGGAUGAAAACCCAGUCAUGCAUAACAAGAAGAACUUCUCUUUUUCGAAUGAUGAAGUGAGGCAAAUUGAACGUGAAAACCAAAGGCUGCUGAAAGAACUGACACGACAGGCAGCCAAACCCCGUAGCAAGAGCCUUACUCCUAAAAAACCCAUGUCUGCGCCAACCAGGCUGUACCACAGUGCAAUAAAUAGACAAAAGGAACAGCAACGCAUUGAAAGGGAAAACAUGGCUUUACUCAAAAGGCUUGAGUCUGUAAAGCCGACAGUUGGGAUGACCAGAACUGAGCAACUCAUGGAUUACCAGCGCCAAGCAGGGUACCUUAGCGCAACUGCAUUGUCGCCCAGACCCGGAAAAGCAUCAGUAAGCCGUCUCAGCCCCUCUGUAUCUUCAGGAGGCUUUUCAAGGAUGUCCAGUGCAACCAAUCGAAGCGAAAGGACAGGAUCCAGUGGGGCUCUGCUGAGGCCUACAAGAUCGGGCAAUGUCCGAGCAGCUUGGCAGUGAAUAUCUUAAAAUAUGAAGUUUUGUAUUUCAGUGUCAUUCCAGUGUCUAUGCUGCUAUUGUGAACUACUUUGUGUUGAAUAAAGUUGUUGUGUUGGGAGAAUAUUAAUAUGAUACAUGCAUAUACAUGCUUUUUAUAGAUAUAUAUUUUUUGAUAUAAAGUAAAUAAUUUGCUAUUGUCAGUAAAAUGUAACCGCUUUGAAAGUGAAUGCCUCUAAUUCAAGGAGAAGAGUCCUGGGCUUUUAAAUAAAAUGCAGUUGAAGUGCAAUGGUGGAGCAAGACUGAGCAAGGGAGUGAGUAUGAAAUGAAUUAUGCAGAUGUGGCACUGAGGUUUGUAUGGUAUAAACGUCCCUUUUUGAACCAGCUAUUUGUUUGUCCUGUAAUUGAAUUCAUUUUAUCCUGAAGUUGUGUAGCCUACAAGUUGUUAUAACAGUACUGUCAUUGUGGAAAGUUCAGGGUUCACGAGCACUAUACACAUGAGUGGGAUUGAAAUCCCAGUGUGGCUGGGCCAUAAUCACAUCCUUGGAGGCAAUUUGAUUUGCAGCAUGUGUAAUGGAAGACAUGUCUGGCUCUGAUUUAAGCAAUGUAAGAAGUUGCACCUGCAUUAAUUGUGCAAUACACUAGUUUCUCUCAAUAGCAGAGGUUUUCGGGGCUUGAAAAAACUCUGGGUAUAUACCUGUCUAAAUUGCAGUAUGUAAAUUAAUAAAUUAAACCCCGAUAAUACCAGUGCCACAAUUAAAAAUAAGGUAAGCAUUAUAACCAAGCAUACUAGUGUGAAUAGAAGCCAGUGGGAAUAAAAGCCUCUUCUCUGGUCCUUUCGGAGAUUGAAAAAGGCAGCCACCACUGUGUCACCUCAGUUUAUCAGUCUCACACGUGAUGGUAUAACCGUUUUCCUAGAAAAAUUACCCAUUGUUGUGAAAAGCUAUGGCAUAUACUCCAAGUUCUAGCUUACCAUACUCUGCAGACCUUGCCUUUCAUACAGUGCUGGUAACAGUGCCUUGCAAAAGUAUUCAGACCGUUGGCUAUUUCUUUACUGAACAGCAAAUUCUACACUGACCUUAUGUUUGUUGAUAUUUUUAUAUCUGAAACUUAAAAUUUCAUCCAUUUUCUGACACUUUUGUACCAGAAAAAGUUCGUACAAAUAUAAUAACUCAUUGCUUUGUUUACAUAAAUAUUCACUUCGCACAACAUUUAGAAGUGAUCUUGACCCUCUGUUUCAGACAAAUAUGGACCACAUAGUGCCACUGCUUCUCAGCUGAACGGAGACCAGGACUUUUACUGGGAAUUUAUGGUCUAUUCAUUUUUUUGUUCUCAAGCUACAGCAUUUUGCAUAGCUCUUAAUAUGGCAUGGGGGUAACAUGCUGUGGGACUCCAGGGAGACAUCUUGAUACAAAAUAGAAGUGGAUAGUGUAAAAUACAGGGGAAUAUUGCACGAGAACCUGCCUAGAAAACUAAUUGGAUGAAGGUUUGUUUGAACAAGACAAAGAUCCCAAACACAGGGCUAGAAUGUCUCUAAAACAAAAAGGUGACUGUUCUACAGUGGCCCAGUUAAAGCCCUGAUCUCAGCCCAACUGAAAAUCUGUGGCACAGUUUGGAAAUUGUUGAAAGUGUACAAAUAUCAUUUAGCUCAGCAAAUUGCCAAGUGCCAUUAUCACUUCCAGACUGUGCAAAUCUGUAACAUUCCUAAUAGAUUUUAACUUGUUAUUGCUGCAAAAGGAUGAUCUACCGAUAUUAUACAAUGUGGAUUGAAUAAUAGUGCUAUAUUUCACUUUUAAAGGCUUUUAUUUUCUAACAUCUAAUAAUUUCAAAUACUAAUUUUAAGUUUUAAUACUUUGAAAUACAAAUAUCUCCGAGAAACAAAGAUUUUCUUUGUGGGUCUAAAUACUUUUGCUAGCACUGUACAUUCAGAAUCGCAACUGCACUUUUAGUUUGACAUUGAAAGCAUCCAGAAAUGCACAGUUCUAAAUACUGACAAAUCUCUUCAUAUUUAUUUAGAGUCCUGCUGUUAUGGUAGUUCAGAUUGCACGAGCGUGGCCCUCAGAGCUGGGGUGUAUCCUUGUGUUCUAAUCCCCUUGCUUUUUGGUCAUGUAACUCAAGUGGGGCUACUGUUGUACUUUUAUUUACUCAGUCUGGGUUGCUACACAAUAACUCAUCUGCAGUGAUGAAGCAUUGCUACAAUCCAGACAUUAAUUUACUUAUUCUCUUGCAUUACACAGGUAUCAGCUGUAUCCUGUUAUUGUUCUUCCAGUGGUUUUGCUGUAUAGUGUGAUCUUGGCCAAAAAAGUAUAUAGGUUAUGUUUGCCUGUUUGAUAAUUCUAAAUUUUGUUAUUUAAUAUUUGCUUUUUGUAUUGUGGAGCAAAAUAAAAUAAUUUGGUCUGAAA
Xenopus tropicalis (tropical clawed frog) is the source of this 3907-nucleotide messenger RNA. It is a transcript of the gene cfap97, whose product is annotated as cilia and flagella associated protein 97. Lineage: Eukaryota; Metazoa; Chordata; Amphibia; Anura; Pipidae. The record is from RefSeq and is marked provisional.